Molecule: messenger RNA, 2583 nt
Organism: Lottia gigantea (owl limpet)
Lineage: Eukaryota; Metazoa; Mollusca; Gastropoda; Lottiidae
Exons: 14
Biological process (GO): modulation of chemical synaptic transmission; monoatomic ion transport; synaptic transmission, glutamatergic
Cellular component (GO): plasma membrane; postsynaptic membrane
Molecular function (GO): glutamate-gated receptor activity; transmitter-gated monoatomic ion channel activity involved in regulation of postsynaptic membrane potential
Source: RefSeq, a predicted model, not a curated record
GGAAUAAUCCUAGAUGAGUCGGCACUGGAUGUAAACAGGGCAAUAACUAGAGUGAUAGCUCAUAAAAACAUGCACAAUGCUGAUUCUAGAAUACUACUUAAUGCCACAAUAGAUUUGGUCGAUGUUUCAGACAGUUACAAAUUGAGUGAAGCCAUUUGUAGACAGCUUCACAAGGGUGUCUUUCUUUUAUUUGGUACAAGUCUACCAAAAACAUUUAAUACAAUCCAGUCCUACAGCCAUGCCUUGAAGGUACCUUACGUGGUGGUAACACCGAAUAGAAACGAUCAGAGAGAUGGGUACCGUUAUGAAAUCAGUAUGAGUCCGUCCUAUAUUGAAGUUAUUAUUGAUUUAAUCAAAUGGUUUGGCUGGGGAAAAAUUUACUAUCUCUUUGACUCGGAUGACGGAUUAUGGCAACUGCAAAAGAUCUACGAUUCUUUCCGUCAACCGCUGUUAAACCUGGUAGUUGAUGCUCGUAGAAUCCGGAAUCUGUCAGAAUCUCACGAAUUGUUGAGACGAAUGGACAGAUCUGACAGUUUUAGUAAGAAACGGAUAGUAAUUAGUUUAUCUACUGCAGCAUCUUAUCAAUUAUUAUUAAAUCAGAUAGUAGAUGUAGGCAUGAAUAGAGAUGAUUAUCAUUAUUUACUCGGAGGACCGGAUAUUGGUCAGCUAGAUUUAAAAUCUUUCCUCCAUGGAGGUGUGAAUGUCACGGGGUUUAGGUUAUUUAGACCCAGUAGUCAGAAUGAACUGGCAUCCAUUUUAAAACCACCAAAAGAUCCAAAUAAAGUUCGAGGUAAAAUGAGAGGAAGGAAGAUCUCUACAGACGUUGCCCUUGCUACAGAUGGUAUCAAUGUGAUCCUAGAAGCAUUUAAAGAUAUGUUGGUAACCUGUGCCGAUGAUGAACGAUGUGUCUUUAAAACUCUGCGACACGGAGAUCUAUACAACAAUGACAGUAAAGGUAUACAGUGUAGAUCUGAUCCACUCCGACCCUGGACCCAUGGCGACAUAAUACAGAAAGCUAUCACAGAGGUUAGCAUUGAUGGUUUAACUGGAAAUGUGUCGUUUAAUUCUCAAGGAAUACGUAGACUUCAGGAAGUUGAUAUCAUGCAUUUACAGUUCGAAAGAAAAUUGCGGAGGGUUGGCACAUGGACUAUUGAAGGAGGAUUCAAGACCAACCUUACUCGUCCUGGUAAUGAACGAAUAAAAUUAGAACCAAACAGAACAAGAAUCGUUACUACAAUAUUGGAACCACCAUUCACCGUAGAGAGAGCUCCGGUUGAUGGUGUACCGUUUACUGGUAAUGACAGAUAUGAGGGGUUCUGUAUAGAUCUUGCCAGAAUGGUAGCUAAAAAAGUUGGAUAUGAAUACGUUAUCAAGUUAGUCGACGAUAGGUCGUAUGGUUCAAAAUUACAAAACGGCACCUGGACCGGGAUGAUUGGAGAACUGGUUCGACGUGAAGCUGACAUUGCUGUAGCACCACUGACCAUAACGCAGGCCAGAGAAAGGGUAGUGGACUUUACAAAACCUUUUCUGAAUACUGGUAUUAGCAUUAUGAUUAAGAAACCAAUGAAGUCCAAACCAGGAGUCUUCUCGUUCAUGAGUCCCUUGGCCAAGUAUGUUUGGGUGUGCAUCAUACUCGGAUUUCUAGCGGUUGGUAUCGUGUUGUUUCUGGUGGGAAGAUUCAGUCCGUUGGAAUGGGUCCCAGAAGAGGAUUCAGAAGAAAGUAACAAUGUUUUUACUAUUGGGAAUACGAUGUGGUUUGCUCUUGGUGCUCUGAUGCAACAGGGAUCUGAUAUUUCUCCCAGAUCAAUAUCAGGAAGAAUAGUUGGAAGCGCAUGGUGGUUCUUCACCUUAAUUAUUAUAUCAUCUUAUACUGCAAACCUUGCUGCCUUUUUAACCAUUGAAAAAAUGGUGAUGCCCAUAGAAUCAGCCGAUGAUUUAGUUCGACAAACAGAAAUUAAAUAUGGCACUUUACAAUCUGCAUCAACUGUACAAUUUUUUAGAGAAACAGAAGUUUUAGUUUAUAAUCAAAUGUGGAAUUUUAUGCGAGAUGCUCGACCUAGUGUGUUUGUUCCUACUGUGGAUGAUGGGGUCAGAAGAGUUCGAUCAUCAAAAGGAAAAUAUGCCUUUAUACUCGAAUCUGCCAUGAACGAAUAUCAGAAUCAAAGACGACCGUGUGAUACGAUAAAAAUUGGCAGAAAUUUAGAUUCAAAAGGAUAUGGUAUAGCAACGCCACUAAAAUCAGAUCUACGAGAUCGUAUAAAUAUAGCUGUUUUAGAAUUAAGAGAGGUUGGUGAACUUCACAAAUUAGAACAAAAAUGGUGGUAUGAUAAAGGAGAGUGCGGUGAUCCUGGAGGAAAAGAAUCGUCUAUUAAUGCUCUAACAUUGAGCAACGUUUCCGGUAUUUUCCAUAUAUUAAUAGGUGGUUUGGUGCUAGCUAUGUUAACCGCCUUCCUAGACUUCUUAUUCAAAAAGAAAUUUAAGGGCAAAAAAAUACAGGUAAUGGAAUUUCUUAUCAUUUUGAUACACACCAUACGCAGCGGAUACGUAUAUGACUUAAUUGGAGUUUUACGUUUGCUUGGUUAA